This is a messenger RNA of Astrephomene gubernaculifera, 1775 nucleotides long. The record is from the annotation of a GenBank genome assembly. NCBI's taxonomy places the organism in Eukaryota, Viridiplantae, Chlorophyta, Chlorophyceae, Chlamydomonadales, Astrephomenaceae.
CCAAUGUAAUGCACGUCUGAUUCACGACAUACUAUACUAACAAAAUUCAUAGAGCUCUAAGAGUUAUUUCGCGACACGGCUUGCUGUCGCCUUGUUAAGCCCGUCGCCCCUUUCAUACCAAAGCAUUGCCAAGCGCACAACACCGAACUCGAAGUAUAUGUUAAGGUCAGUCGUAUAACAAUGCGUUAAUGCUGUGCCUAGCUUUACUGAAAUGGCCACACAUGGAUGUUACCAGUGAGGCUCGGCGCUUCCUGGCCAAACCUUUGGGCCUUCAUUUACCUUUUUGGCGAGCUUCGAGGACAUGCUGGGCUGCUUGACUGGAAACAGUCGCACUGACACUCGGCGUGGCUCCAGCGUCUCAACCAUGCGCUGCUGGCAGUUAGUUGAAAACCGACUACCGCUGGUAACGCUAGUCGCUGUGGCAAGUCUGGUGGUUGCCGCUGCCUCCCUCCGAGUCCUGGUGACCGAUCAGGGCGCAGGGCUGAGCCCUGGUGGCAAGGCAGUGUGGGGCCAGCCGAGGACACAGCAGCAGCAGCGGGACCACCACGCGGACUGGCGGCCGGCAGUGCCGUACGGCAUCGCGCACCGGGGCGCCUCCGCCGAGCUGCCGGAGCACACGCGGGAGGCGUACGAGGCGGCGGUGGCGGAGGGCGCCGACUUCAUCGAGUGUGACGUGGUGCUCACCGCCGACCUGGUGCCGCUCUGCCGCCACGAACCCAACCUGGAGGGCUCCACGGACGCAGCCGCCAAGUUCCCCCACCGCCGUACAUCCUACCUCAUUGACGGAGUCAACGUGAGCGGCAUCUUCAGUGUGGACCUGACGGCGGCGGAGGUGGCGACGUUGCGUGCCGUACAGCCCUGGCCCUUCCGGAACCAGUCGUACAACGGGCAGUUUCGAGUGGCCACGUUGGCGGACUUCCUGGAUGUGGCAAAGUCCGCCCCCCGCCCCGUGGGCAUCUACCCGGAGACCAAGCACCCCUCCUGGACUAACUCCCUGCCCGCCCUGCGCGCCGCCGCCACCCGGCUGGAGGACAUCCUGCUGGCGGCCCUGCAUGAGGCGGGUUUCGGAGCGGGCGGGCCGUACGGCAGUGAGGCGUGGCGGCAGCGGCCGGUGUUCGUACAGUCCUUCGAGGCGUCCAGCCUGCGCUACAUGGCGCAGCGCACGUGCGCGCCCAUGGUGCUGCUGCUCGGGGAGUGGGAGGGCUGGUCCGCCCCCGACAGCGGCCUCACACUGGCCCAGCUCACGGAGGACACCUCCCUGGCCCACAUCGCCGGCUGGGCGGCAGCGGUGGGGCCGGACAAGGAGACACUGGUCACCUGGGAGCAGGAACAGGGCAGCGGUGGAGGUUCAGGUGGUGGUGGCGGCAACGGCAGCGGCAGCGGCAGGGGCCGGUACGUGAGCUCGGGGCUGGUGGAGAAGUUCCAUGCGCACGGCUUGCAGGUGCACCCCUACACCUUGCGUCCUGAGCCGCGCUUCUUCCUGCCCCACCUGGCCGACCACUACUACCGGCACCAUCACACCACCAGCCCCCCCACCCCCACCUCAGCCUCCUCCUCACCCCCCUCCGACCCCGGCCCGCCGCCCGUCAAUGCCAACGUGAGUCUGGAGUACCAGCUACUGCUGGCGGAUGUGGUGAUGGCGGAUGCGGUGUUUGCAGACCACAUGCCCUCCUUCGUGAGCUGGAGGCAGCAGCAGCAGCAGCAUGGGCAUGGGAGGCAGCAGCAGAUGGGGUGGGUGCAGGGCACUAAGCAUGCGGGUAGAGUGCGGUGGUGGG